GGCUCAAGGCAGCACGUUAGCUCUAUUAUUUAGAAAUCUGUAUAAAAAUAUCUUUAUUCAAAAUGUCUUCUAUUUUUUGGUCGUCUAGGCCCAUCCUAUGUAAGAGAACUUUCUGUGAUGAUGGGAGUGUUCUGUUCUCUGCUACACAGUGUUACAGCCGUGAGUGACACGUAGGUGUUGAGUACUUGAAAUGUGCAUAGUGCAACUGAGAAACUCAAGUUUACCUAAGUGUAAUUCAUACAAGUUUAAAUACCACAUCCGGGUAGCGGCUACUCUACUGGACGGUGCAGCUCCAGUUUUUAAUAACGUCGUCUUCAUCUUCAUCAACUAAUUCUUGAUAUUUUUCAUCUUUUUGUGAAAUGAGGAUCCCAACCUCCAGCGUAUCAGAAGACCAGGAAUCUUCAGAAGAACAAGUUUCAGGAGCUGUUUACUCAGAAAUGCAUCAGAUGAUUUCCUCUAUUUAUGCUGAACUCCAUUUUAUGUUCAAACAAGAUUAUAAAUAUGAUCAGUUUCUGGGGCCUGAAGGAAAUGUGGAUGUUGAGUUGAUCAAUAAGAGUGCAAACAAAUACAGCCUUCGGUUCCCCACUGCUGGCUGGUAUCUGUGGUCAGCCACCGGCCUCGGCUUCAUGGUAAGGGAUGCGGUCACGGUGACGAUUGCGUUUGGUUCCUGGAGUCAGCACCUGGCCCUGGACCUGCAGCACCAUGAACAGUGGCUGGCGGCCGGCCCCUUGUUUGCCGUCACUGCAGAGCCAGAGGAGGCUGUGGCCGAAAUCCACCUCCCCCACUUCAUCUCCCUCCAAGGUGAGGUGGAUGUCUCCUGGUUCCUCGUGGCCCAUUUUAAGGAUGAAGGGAUGGUCCUGGAGCGUCCAUGCCGGGUGGAGCCUUUCUAUGCUGUCCUGGAAAACCCUAGCUUCUCCCUGAUGGGCAUCCUGCUGCGGAUCGCCAGGGGGACUCGCCUCUCCAUCCCCAUCACCUCCAACACGUUGCUCUAUUUUCACCCCCACCCCGAAGACAUUAAGUUCCACUUGUACCUUGUCCCCAGCGAUGCCUUGCUGAUGAAGAUGAUAGAUGAUGAGGAAGAGCGCUUCUGUGGUGUGCGUCUACAGACUUCACCCUCAAUGCAACCUCUGACCUUUGGUGCCCAUUAUAUUGUGUCUAAUUCUGCUCAUCUGGAAAUAAUACCCACGGAGUUGAAAUUGUCCUACAGGAGCCCUGGAGAAAUCCAGCCCUUCUCAAAAUUCUAUGCUGGGCAGAUGAAGGAACCCAUUCAACUUGAAAUUACUGACAAAAGACAUGGGACUUUGGUCUGGAAGACUGUGGUGAAGCCAGUGGAUAUCCAGCUUGGAGCUGCAUCAGCCCCUCGUACCUUCUCAGGUUAG
Molecule: messenger RNA, 1379 nt
Organism: Mandrillus leucophaeus (drill)
Lineage: Eukaryota; Metazoa; Chordata; Mammalia; Primates; Cercopithecidae
Gene: CARD8
Product: caspase recruitment domain family, member 8
Exons: 7
Coding region: 360-1379 (339 amino acids)
Biological process (GO): regulation of canonical NF-kappaB signal transduction
Cellular component (GO): NLRP3 inflammasome complex
Molecular function (GO): cysteine-type endopeptidase activator activity involved in apoptotic process
Source: RefSeq, a predicted model, not a curated record